Messenger RNA from Papaver somniferum (opium poppy), 1080 nucleotides. Its product is annotated as nonsense-mediated mRNA decay protein 2-like. Bases 1 to 1080 code for a protein of 359 amino acids. The transcript is spliced from 2 exons. The record is from RefSeq and is a predicted model, not a curated record. NCBI's taxonomy places the organism in Eukaryota, Viridiplantae, Streptophyta, Magnoliopsida, Ranunculales, Papaveraceae.
AUGGCUAAAAGAAAGGAUGUCGAGCGUGCUUUUGGAGUUCUCCAGGGUAAAUUCAGAAUUGUCGGAUCUCCAUGUAAGUAUUGGCAUCAACCUGACUUGAACCUAAUUAUGAAAUGUUGUCUUAUUUUACACAACAUGAUUAUCGAGCAUGAACGUCGGGAUACGGAUUGGGGCAGAGUUGUUCCUGUUCCGCUUCUGGAACCUACCAUUAAUGGUCGUGUAUUUAUGUCAUCUCUGAAAAACCUAGAAUUACACCUACAACUAAGAGAUGAUCUUGUCAAGCACAUAGUUGCGCAUCCUGGUAAAGGAGGUCAGGCAGGGGACAUGUCUAGUUUGGAGGGUUCAGAUAUGGAAUACGUGGUACUUCCAUCAUCAGAAGGAGAUCAUGAUGAUACAGACUUAGAUGAAGAAGUAGUUCCUGGUCAAACCGAGGAUGGAGCAUUUGAUUAUUAUGGGGAUUACAAUGAUCAAAUUCCGGAUGACUUUGAACAUGCAGUUCAACAUGUAUAUGGAUACGGUCAUGUGGGAGACCAAUAUGAACAUGAUGGAGAUGAAGAUAAUUCUGGCAAUGAGGAGGAUUAUGACGAUGAUGGGGACGAUGACGAGGACGAUGAUGAUGACGAGGACGAUGAUGAGGAGGAGGACGAUGAUGAUGAGGAUUCUGACGGUGACGAGGAGGUUGCGUACGAUGAUGAGGGUAUGUAUGAUGAGGAUGAUGUUGAGGCAUAUGAUUAUAAUUCUACCUAUUCUUCUUUGCAUUCUCAAUAUUUGAGGAGAAAUUCAAAGAUAAACAUCUAUUCAAUGGCAAAUCGAUCAAAAACUACCAACUCAGUUGAAGAGAUUCUUAGAAGAUGCAAACGAAGCACCCAAUCAAGUGUUGCCAUGGAAAUAGAGAUAUGCAAAAGAGGAGAUCAAGCUUCUACGAAAGCAACAAUGUCUUCAUCACCUACCAAAUUUAUUAACAAGAUGGAUGAAGUGUUAAGCAAACGGAAAUGGGAGAAAGAAGAAACCAAACAUUCAUUAUCCGUUGUGAUACAAUACGAAGAAAAGCUCAAGGCAGAGAAACGGGGUCAAGAAUAA